Trichomycterus rosablanca is the source of this 4426-nucleotide messenger RNA. RefSeq lists its product as uncharacterized. The transcript has 5 exons. The record is from RefSeq and is a predicted model, not a curated record. Lineage: Eukaryota; Metazoa; Chordata; Actinopteri; Siluriformes; Trichomycteridae. Bases 495 to 4199 code for a protein of 1234 amino acids.
GAGAUGACUGACGCAUUUCUGUGUGUUGUUAACAGGUUAAACCCGCGGGUAAUCGAAGUUUUACUUAGGAACCGUGGGAGCGAUAUAAAUCUGACUGGCGCUGUAAAGUAUCAGUAGGACGACAAACAACUAUGUAAUUCACCUUUUCUAACAGUGUGGUGUGGUGUGAUAUCCGGAGUAGAAAGAAUAGUCGCCACUUCUUCAGAGAACCGAAUCUAAGAGCAGCAUCUCUGCAAUUGACUAGACCACCAUCGGUUCUUGCAUUGACCCCCUUAGACGAGAGAGCAAAGACGACCACCCCUGACUUUAGGCCGGAAUAUAGCUGCUCCAGCGGGCUGACAACCAGUUCAUAUCCAGCACGACUUACCACCCUUUUUCGGUCUGAACCGGCAUGCCGCUUCUCCCUCCGGCCGCCCACAUGUAUCACCACAGAUUCUGUUGAUGUGUUGGCCAUAAUUAGAAGAGAAUGCAAUCCAAUUUAUGGUCAUUAAACAAUGGAAAUGUUCGGUGGAUCUGGAGAUCCAACUGUGUCAACUGUGAAGGACAAGGAAAGCUUUUCAAAUAAAGGACAAACAGCCGGAAUUAACUGGGACAGGUCAACUCUACAAGCUACCAGUGUCCACAUUCUGACACAGCCUCAACACACCAGUGAAUAUAAUCAGAAAACACCUCAGUGGGAGACCUCCAUAAGGUUGGUUCAAAUACAGACUGGACAGAGUUUAGAAAAAACUUCUGUCGCUGGUGGGAAGCCUUUGCUUCAAAAAUACCUAAAUCCAAAGAAUGCUAUAAACCACAUAAUAAGCAAUGAUGACUCUUGCAUUUCAAAUAAUCCAUUUUACCACCCAAAUGCAUUGUCUGCCCCACUAGCCAUGAAUAGUUCACAACAGCCUGUAAGAAUGCAGAUGUUUGUGAAUUCUAGGUCUCUCGAAGGAAACUGGAAUAACUCUAUCAUACCGCAGCAUGUGAAUACUUGUACUAACUUGUCCAAUCACUGCAUCCAGCAAGAGAUGAGGAUUCAUAAUGGAAAUAUUAGACCGGUUAUUUUGACUCCAGAUAAAGUAAUCAAACUUCAAGACAUUUGCAUGUCUAAAGAGAACAAUCAGCAAAAGUAUGUGCCUCAGAAAGCUAUUGCUGUUGUUACACCAUUAAAACAGCAGGUAGCUGGAGGUGUCACACAGUCAAAUGUAUUUACCAAUGUGAACGAAAGAGGCCUUGAACCAAGAUCUGUGCCGAAAAAGCCUCAUCAUUUAAUACCAUCAAAGACUGAUGAUGUGCAAACAGAUAUUCCAAAUGAAUUGUUAUCAGAAUCAAUAUUUGCCAAUGGGGAUUCUCAGCAAGUUGAGACUGGAACGCAUGCUAAUGCUAAAGAAUUUUCCACUAAUGGUUUGAAAUCGUUGAACAAUGCAGAGCUAAAAGAUAUUCCACAAGAAUUGGAAUCAGAAUCAAUAUCAGUUCCUCAGAGCGCUGGGGGUGAAAAGCAUCCUAGGAAUGAAGAAUUUUCUAUUAACAGCUUGAAAUCCUUGGAUGAUGCAGAACAAACCAAUAUUCAGCAUGGGUUUCAAUUACAAACAAUCCCGGCAAGUGGAGUUUUCCAGCAUGUAGAGGCUGAAGAGCAAACUGAACAACUUUCCAGCAAAAGGGAAAAAUCAGUGACUUAUUUCAGUAUGGAGAAGAAGAUACAGUCCUCUCAGAUUGAGGAUUUGUGCAGUACUGAUGUUUCUGAUCAACAUGAUGGCCACAACAGUGCUGAAGAAACAGUAACUGGACUGAGUAGUGAACUACCUGACAAGGCUUCUACCAUACCAGUAACUGAGUGGUCUCUUCAGAGAUUGCACACAUUGAUAAUAAAACUAGAGCAGAUGGAAAAGCAGCACCAAAAGGAUCUUCCCUUUUCCUGUCUUACACAAGAGAUUCUAAAAUUGUACUGGAAUGGAGAUUAUCAGAAUUUAUGCAAUAAGUCAAAAUCCAGACUUUAUGUUAACAUCAUGAAAGAAGUCAUUCUUUACAAUGGAAAGAAAGAUUCUGUGAUCCUCAAAGCAAUUUCAAAAGAAAAAAUGGAUCAAGUUGCAGCAGAAUUUCACAUCUUAAAACAUGAUGAUGCACCACCAAAAACGAUGUACAAGUCAACCUGGUUAAAUCUGAGUGAAAAACCUCCUGAUAUUGAUGAUAAUGAGUAUUCAUCAUUGUUUAUGACUUCACGUAGCAAACCAAAACUAAAUGAUGGACUGGAGAAGGUGCAGAGGAACUUUGAAAAGUUUGAAAAGGAGAAGACAGAUGCAGACAAGAAAACAAACGCAGAAGUAGAGCAGCCUAAACCAUUACCACCUGAGCAUGAAAGACCUUCAGGUGUCCUUGAAGACAAAGUAUUAAGAACAGAGCCACUGUGCAUAAAUAAUGAAAACAAAGAAACAAAUUGUGUCAUAGUAGGACAAGAAGGAAUUACACUAUCUUCAAUGAUGAGCAGUAAUAAUGGUGAAAAUGUCAUAAUAAAAAGCACAUCAUCAGAAGAACUGACUGAAACUGAGGAUAACGAUAAAGUGAAUAAUUUUAGUGCAACCCAAAGUAUUGAAACAUCUUUGCAGGAGUCAUCAGGUGAUAACUUACCAGCUGUGAGUGGCUGCCAGAUGAAUAUUGAACAAGGGAAAAUUUUACCUCCACUUACGUCAGCUAUGAAUCCUCAGCUAGACAAAAGUAAAAAUGCAGCCUUUGAUCCCUUUGCAUGUGUUCAAAUUAGCAUCCUCUCACCAGAUGAAUCCAAGGAAGUGUUUGCACGGGAGCCAAAGGAGAAGGAAGUGUACACAAAACAAGAUAACUUGAAUAGCAAAGGUCUAGUCAUCACAGACUUAUCUGACCAGUCUGGGGAUAAAAUUCAAACCAAAACAGAAAUGAAAACGGAGAAAGAAAACAAAAGUUUAUACCACGUAUUUAAAAUAACUCAAACAGAGAGCUACUGUUGCGUUGCUAAAUGGUUUAAAGUUUUAGGUUACAGAAAUCGGGGGCACUGCAUGUGUGAGCAAAAGGCAAUUCUAAAUGAUUCCAGUGUGGAUGAGAUAAAGAUUGUUGACGUCAUCUCUGACUACCAGGAGGUUUUAAAAAUUGCAAAUGCAGUGUCUGAGUCAUUGACUGAUUUGCCACAUGGGUCACAACAAUUCACAGAGAACAGCAAGUGUUACAGAUCUGACACUAGUAAAAAGGGGAGGACCCACCACAACAGUUGCAGUCAACAUGCAUUUGACAAGUCCCUACAUUUAUCUACAGAUAAUGCCAGUCUUCGAUUGAACGGUAAUGGAAAAGAGUUCACAACUCCAGAGGACAAUACUGAUGGAAAAACAAUAAAUCUUGCAUUAUAUGGCUCAUCUCACCUAAGGCAAAAGAAACCUACAACAACUAAUGGUUAUUUAAGGAAAGGUUUUUCUGGAAUCAGGACAUCAAAUACUGUGCUUCAUCCACCAGAAACUCUUAAUAUAAGAGUAGGUUCAGAUUGCAAUAAAAAUCCAAGCACUAGUAGAAAAAAGAACGCCAAACAACGGAAUUUAAGUGCCUGUAAGAAAAGCUAUAUGUCUUCAAAGAAGUUUGUCAACGAAUCAGAAAAACAAAAAUGUACAAUCAGUUCUGAUUCAGAAAAGAAUGCUGCUGACAAAUCUGUGACAUCAUGUGAAUCAUCAGCAUUUGAUCUGAUUAAAUCCUUGCUGUCAGAAUCUACAAAGUAUAAAAGUAAACUCCCCUUGGCUGACCAACGGAGAAAUCCAGAUCAAUCAAAGGAAAGACUUCAUUCAACCAGAGAGGAUAAAAUUAGGAAGCUAAAACAAAAAAGAAAGUUAGCAUUACUUAAGAGACAGAAUUGUGUGAAUGACAAGAAAAAAACAAAUGGUUCACUUGUAAAGCAGCCUCAUACUAGGACAGAAAGUAAAGAUGAUUCAAACCUUGCCCUGGAUUUCAGAGUUUUGCCAGACUCUUUUAACUUAAGUGAGUCUGUUUCUUCCAUGGAAGCUGAUCAGUCUGCCAGUGCAGACUUUGGUUCAAACGCUAAAAACAUAACUGGGACGAAAAGACCAUGGAGAUCACCAGGUGCAUGGUGUGUCAGCCCAAAGAAGAAACGGCGUCUUGAGUCCUCAGUAAAAGCAGAUAUAUCUGCAUCAUCCAGCACAUUUCUAGAAUUCAAACGGAAAUAUGAAAAAAAGCAAAGACUGCCUAAUUAGAAAACAGCACUGAUAAUUAUGCAGUCAUGACCACUGAAUGUUACUCUGUGGCCUAAAAGAGACAGGGAUGUGGCCUUUAUAACACAGACUGCUAAUACAUCAGGUACACAUGAAUGAUGUUGCUUUAAAAGGUCUAUAUAUAUAUAUAUAUAUUCUUUUGCCAGUCUGUAUAUUUUUCUGUAUAUAUUUUAUUUGAAGAUUAAACAGUUGAAUUUUUUGUAGUAUAA